This is a messenger RNA of Camellia sinensis, 959 nucleotides long. Lineage: Eukaryota; Viridiplantae; Streptophyta; Magnoliopsida; Ericales; Theaceae. The record is from RefSeq and is a predicted model, not a curated record.
GGUUUUCAGAGAUUUCGAGCUCAGACCUGUUUCGCCAUGGGGAGGAGACCUGCAAGGUGUUAUCGCCAGAUCAAGAACAAGCCUUACCCGAAAUCAAGGUACUGUCGUGGUGUGCCAGAUCCCAAAAUCAGGAUUUAUGAUGUUGGGAUGAAGAGAAAGGGAGUCGAUGAGUUUCCCUUUUGUGUGCAUUUGGUCAGCUGGGAGAAGGAGAAUGUCUCCAGUGAGGCACUGGAAGCUGCACGUAUUGCGUGCAACAAAUACAUGACCAAGUUUGCUGGAAAGGAUGCAUUUCACUUGAGAGUGAGGGUACACCCAUUCCAUGUUCUGCGUAUUAAUAAGAUGCUUUCCUGUGCCGGAGCUGAUAGGCUCCAGACUGGUAUGCGAGGAGCUUUUGGUAAGCCUCAAGGAACAUGUGCACGUGUGGCCAUUGGUCAGGUCCUCCUGUCUGUCCGCUGCAAAGAUGGAAACAGUCAUCAUGCCCAGGAAGCUCUGCGUCGUGCAAAGUUCAAGUUCCCUGGUCGUCAAAAGAUCAUUGUCAGCAGGAAGUGGGGAUUCACCAAGUACAACCGUACUGAUUAUCUUAGGUGGAAAUCAGAAAACCGCAUUGUGUCAGAUGGUGUCAAUGCCAAGCUUCUUGGGUGUCAUGGACCUUUGGCAAACCGUCAACCUGGAAGAGCAUUUAUUAAUGCAUCUGCUUAGGAGAUUUUGUUGACUGCUGGGCGGCGGUCUCUGGAACUGAAGGACUCCUGCUUUUUCCUUUCUGCAUUUUGUUGCUGUCUAUUUUGACAAAUUCUCUGCUUGAAUUAGUAUUGUGUUGAAAACUUGGAAUACUUUGCUUUAAAUUUGUUUUUAUUAAAUGAAUUUUGUUGCAAUCUUGGUACUAGCAGCCAAACCUUAGAUUAUAUAUGUGGUUUGGCAUGAUUAAUUAUUGGUUUGAAUCGUGGUAAUUGUGUUCUGCA